UCGGCGCGUACGGUGACAGUUAACCGACUCAGAUUCGGACGCAACCCUCAAAUGGUCAAAAUCUUUCCCGGAAUAUUUCUCUCUGUCUCUGGCAUGCGAUCAUGACUACCAAAAUAUAUCCGUCGCAAUUACUCUUCUUGUUCUCGAUCUCUUUGGCUUUCAGCGCCUACGAAGCUUCGGCAAGUUCCAUCAUCAAUCCUUCCAAAGUCAAACAGAUUUCAUGGAAGCCAAGAGCAUAUGUGUACGAAGGUUUGCUUACAGACCUAGAAUGCGAUCAUUUGAUCUCUCUCGCAAAAUCGGAGCUGAAGAGAUCUGCUGUUGCUGACAAUUUGAGUGGAGAGAGCCAGCUCAGUGAAGUGCGAACAAGCUCAGGGAUGUUUAUCUCUAAAGGAAAGGAUGCUAUUGUUGCUGGUAUAGAGGAAAAAAUUGCAACAUGGACGUUUCUUCCAAAAGAAAAUGGUGAAGACAUGCAGGUUUUGAGGUAUGAGCAUGGGCAGAAAUAUGACCCACAUCAUGACUACUUUACUGACAAGGUUAAUAUUGUUCGCGGAGGACAUCGUGUGGCGACAGUGCUCAUGUAUCUUACUGACGUAGUCAAAGGUGGUGAAACUGUGUUCCCCUUAGCCGAGGAACCUACUCGUCAUAAGGGUGCGGCCAAUGUUGAGCUUUCUGAAUGUGCAAGUAAAGGCAUUGCAGUGAAACCACGACGAGGAGAUGCCCUUCUUUUCUUCAGUCUCCAUCAGACUGCUGUCCCGGACCCAAUCAGUCUCCAUGCUGGGUGUCCAGUGAUAGAAGGUGAAAAAUGGUCAGCAACAAAGUGGAUCCAUGUAGACUCAUUUGACAAGAACGUAGAAGCUGGCGGAAACUGUGCAGACCGUCAUGAUAGUUGUGAUAGAUGGGCUGCCGUGGGUGAGUGCACCAAGAACCCAGAGUACAUGGUGGGAUCUUCUGACCUUCCUGGCUAUUGUAGGCGAAGCUGCAAGGCAUGUUAAGCAUUUUGCCUCCGGAUUCCCACGCAGAAAAUGCUCUCCUUCAUCAUCUUCAUUGAGCUGGGUUUGUUAUCAAAUUUUGGUGGCUAUACUUGUUCAUUGUACAAUUUUUCUUGUUUUUCCUUCUAUACUGUGUUUUUUUUAUCGACAUUACUGACCUAAACACAUUUUGUAAUAAUCGUGUUGUUGUAAUAGUUCUUGUUAUCUUUGGAACAAUCAGUCAAAGGGAUGCUUUUCAUCUUUU
Messenger RNA from Tripterygium wilfordii, 1233 nucleotides. RefSeq names its product probable prolyl 4-hydroxylase 4. Gene Ontology annotation, biological process: peptidyl-proline hydroxylation to 4-hydroxy-L-proline. The transcript is spliced from 7 exons. Bases 102 to 992 code for a protein of 296 amino acids. Gene Ontology annotation, molecular function: procollagen-proline 4-dioxygenase activity; iron ion binding; L-ascorbic acid binding. Gene Ontology annotation, cellular component: endoplasmic reticulum. NCBI's taxonomy places the organism in Eukaryota, Viridiplantae, Streptophyta, Magnoliopsida, Celastrales, Celastraceae. The record is from RefSeq and is a predicted model, not a curated record.